CACCUUGGCGGGUGAGGCAAACGCUCCCUGAACAUUAGGUAGGUGACUCUCUGGUCUAAAAGGUGCUGUUUUAAAACAAAGCCACACUGUUGAGACAACACAACACGCAAUACUCUCUGCAAUCCCUUUUUUCAUCUGACAAAGGAAAGAAAGUGGGGGAGGAAAGAAGUAUCGGAGAGGAUAAGUGAUUAUGGAGGUCAGAUACAACCAGGAGACAGAACCGGGGAUGGGGCUGAAGAACGGACUAAAGGAUGGGAAAGACAGCAAGGAUUCCCAGGGAAACCUUUCCAAAACCUUCCUAAAGAAUCAGCAGGAGUCCUUCUCACCAUCUGGGAUGGUGGAAAACGGUGAGAAGAACCGAGCGAGCACGGGGGACCCAGACUACUGCCGGAGAAUACUUGUCAGAGAUGCCAAAGGGUCUAUACGAGAAAUCAUUCUGCCAAAGGGACUGGAUUUGGACCGUCCCAAACGAACCCGGACCUCUUUCACCGCAGAGCAACUCUAUCGCCUGGAGAUGGAGUUCCAGAGGUGCCAGUAUGUGGUUGGGAGGGAACGAACAGAGCUGGCCCGCCAGCUAAAUCUAUCUGAAACUCAGGUUAAAGUUUGGUUCCAGAACCGACGCACAAAGCAGAAGAAGGACCAGGGCAAAGAUUCAGAGCUGCGCUCGGUGGUGUCGGAGACGGCAGCCACCUGCAGUGUAUUAAGACUCCUAGAGCAGGGCCGGCUCCUCACGCCGCCAGGUCUGCCGGGGCUCCUGCAGCACUGUGGCAACGGCACCUUGAGUGUCGCCCUGCGAGGGCCCUCCAUGGGCAUGGCCAGCAAUGGAAGCAGCAGCAGCAGCAGUGGUGCCAGCUCAGGGACGGCCGGGGGCAGUCCCCCUCUGCCCAUAGUGACCAGUUCAGGGACGGUAGCGGGCCUCCAGAGCUCCCCGUCAGCUCAUGGCCUGUUCAGCUUCCCCAUGCCCUCUCUGCUGGGAAGCGUGGCCACCCGCAUGUCCUCCAACCCGCUUUCUAUGGCCGGGAACCUACAGGAACUGUCUGCCCGCUACCUGAGCUCUUCUGCUUUUGAACCUUACUCACGGACCAAUGGCAAGGAGUGUAUGGACAAAAACGUUUUCGAAUGAUGUUUUUGAUUCGUUUCAUUGCUCUCCUUGCUUUUUAUUACCUUGGUUUUGUUUGUUUCGCCCUCUUCUGUCCUGUUUGUGUUGUGGUUGUCGUUCAUGUGAAUCCAAUUGAGCAUCUGAUGCCUCUCGGAGGGAGGAAAACAAAGACAUACAUUUCAUUCUUAUAAGAACAGGGUGAUUGUUUUUAAGCUUUUGCACUAAAUUAAAGUUUCAUCUCCAUGUUGUGAAUUUCAAUACAGGUACUCAGAGAAACAAAUAUCCAUGAGAUUGCAAAGGGGCAGCAUUGCAUUUUUUUGCCACAUUUUCUCACAUUUAUUUUCCCGCAAUAGUAAUCACAAAAAGAGCCACAAAAAUGAGUCUGUUAAUGUUUUGGUAACACAUCACACAUGUUUAGCUGCUGGAGGUAAUUGGCACAUUACACACAAAGCUUUUCAGUGAUUGGCCAUGGGUGUAACAUGAUGGUACCUUUUUGAUUUUGUGUUUUAUUAUUUGAUUGUUUUGGUUAGACAGUGUCACAGUGUUUCGAAGUAGAGAGUUAUCAAGCAUUACAGCUUGCGGAGUUCAGGUGACAGACUGUCAGUUCAGGACGGCAUGGUGAACUUGGAGUUCGGCCAUUGUCAAACAUGACAUUUCAGUUUACGGAAAUAUCACAGGUCUCUUUUUCCAUUUGCAGAUAAUCAUGAGGAACACAGGCAUUUAACAUACAAAUGCAUUUACAUAUGCAGAUGUUUUGCAAUAUGAAACUACAAUAACAGUAUUUUAUACCAGUUUGUAUUUGUUUUUAUGUUUGGGCCAAAACAAAACUAAAGAAAAAUGUUGUCAUACAGUAUGAUAGUUCAAUUGUUCUGUGUUAGUUGUUUUAUAAAUGGGUUUGUGAGGGUUUUCCCAAUAUGAUUUUAAACACAGUCUACAUUUGUGACUUUUAUGUCUUAAAGCUGCAGUAUUCCACUUUUUUGUCUGUGAUUUUAAGAAUACUGGAGUGGUAGUCCAGAUUUCCAUGUAAGAGUUGGAGAAAAGCUUGGAAGUGUGGGGUUGGGCAAAGGGAGGACGGAGGAAAGGGUUCUGGAAAAGCUUUUGAACUACAGUAAGCAGCUUGCAUAGUUGGAUAUACAGAAUUGAACUUGAUGCUACAUGAUUGAAAACAGUGCAGAAGGUUUUGCAAUCUUUUAAGACCUUUUCCCGUGUGGAAUGUUUUAUGAUCAGUCACCAUGGCGGGAGGUUUAGUAGGAAAGGAGCAUGAGGUGAGUGAAAUUACUGUAGUACAAAAGAAAGAAAAAUGAGAAUUGUACCUAAAAUUGUUAUUUUAUUGUAAAUGAUUAAUGUCCGUAAUUAAUAGAUAAUUAGUAUGUAUAUCUGAAAAAUAAUGAAUGAAUGAAUGUAAGGGAGGAGGUGAUAAAUCAAUCAAAGCUCUUUGGUGCUGUUGUUGUGAAAUAACUUGAACUUUGUGACAUGUGUGGUAAGAGUGUGGAUACAUAUUAUAUACA
Messenger RNA from Oncorhynchus nerka (sockeye salmon), 2607 nucleotides. Its product is annotated as ventral anterior homeobox 1-like. Gene Ontology annotation, cellular component: nucleus. The record is from RefSeq and is a predicted model, not a curated record. The coding region runs from base 191 to 1123 and encodes 310 amino acids. The transcript is spliced from 3 exons. Gene Ontology annotation, biological process: regulation of transcription by RNA polymerase II; brain development; central nervous system development. Gene Ontology annotation, molecular function: DNA-binding transcription factor activity, RNA polymerase II-specific; RNA polymerase II cis-regulatory region sequence-specific DNA binding. Lineage: Eukaryota; Metazoa; Chordata; Actinopteri; Salmoniformes; Salmonidae.